AUGGAUAGCAGGCAGCAGUUCCCCCAGAGGAAGAUGCUACAGUGGCAGCUCGCUCAAGAGCAAAAGCAGCGGUCUCCCUCACGCGGGCCCUCAGAGGCCUCCAGUCAGCCAGACACCAAGAGCAACCCUCAGGAGGACCUGCAGACCCAAGACUGGGUGUGUGAGCCUCAGGAGCACAGGCACCCAGGUAGCCGCUGGCAAGUCAGCAUCGACGCACACAGGAGACUGGCCAUGCUGCAUGCCCAGGAGAGGACACACACGGCCAGGGCCCCAUCCAGAGACCCGCCGGGCCAGCAGACUGCAUCCUCCCCACCGGCCUGGCCUGCCCCAACCUCUCCCUGCCAGGAUCCUGAAACCAUGGUUCGUUCGCUACAGGAUAUCCAGCAGAUCGUGGUGAAGCUGAUGUCUGAGGGUAUUGACAAGGAUGUACUCCUACCUCACCCUCUAAAGUCCACCAAGUACCCUAAUGUCUUUCAGGAUAGCCCGGAGCAUGCCCCUGUGUGAGAAAGAGGAUUUUGAGGCCCAGAACUCGAGGUCACCCCCAUCCUAAGAA
Messenger RNA from Acomys russatus (golden spiny mouse), 553 nucleotides. It is a transcript of the gene Tex22, whose product is annotated as testis expressed 22. The record is from RefSeq and is a predicted model, not a curated record. Bases 1 to 504 code for a protein of 167 amino acids. Lineage: Eukaryota; Metazoa; Chordata; Mammalia; Rodentia; Muridae. The transcript is spliced from 2 exons.